AUGUUAUUGCAUUUCUUUACUUUAAUCUCGACUACAUAUUUUUCCACAGGAUCUGAAAUCGGUGAAUCUGAAUCCUUUCCUUAUGACUACCAGCGUGAAGUUUGCAAUCAAGCUGAUCUGGUGGUUUACAGACUUUUCACUCGGAAAAAUCCUGAAGAAUUUCAAUUGUUAAAACUAGACGAUUUGGAUUCGCUCAUGUCAUCAAAUUACAAUCCUAAUCUCCCUACUAAAAUUUACGCACCUGGUUGGAAUAACAACGGAUCUAUUGCCUAUCCAACGAGAGAUGAAUACUUACUACGAGAUGACUGCAAUUUUUUAAUCGUCUAUUGGUCUGAUCUUCAAUCAGAAGGCGGUGUUUUUGUAAUUCAAACCACCAUGAAAGCAGCAAACCAUACGGGGGCUUUUAUAGAUUUCUUGGUUGGGAAUGGAACGCCGCUAAGCAAUUUCCAUUUAAUUGGCCACAGUGCCGGUACUCAUCUUGCUGGAGGAGCUGGGGCUGCAGUUACUUCUGGGAAAAUUCCUCGAAUUACUGGUUUGGAUCCAGGAGACGGUCCGUUUAAUUUAAAUGAAACUGACACCCGAUUGGACAUUAGUGAUGCAGACUUUGUAGACAUUAUUCAUACAAAUGGGGGAGAUUUUAUGAAUGGAGAAAUUGCCUUUAUUGAACCCAUUGGUCAUGUGGAUUUUUAUGUUAAUGGAGGUCACAAGCAACCUGGUUGUCAGGAUCCGGAUUUUACUUGCUGCCACCAUUGCCGCGCUGUGGAUUUGUUUGCUGAAUCCAUCAACACGGAAGUUGGUUUUGUAUCGCUGCGCUGCGACUCGUACGAAACAUUUCUAAACGGAUCGUGCCAUGGAAACGACAGAGAACUUAUGGGGGACACAGUUUCGUUAAAUGCCCUUGGGAUUUACUAUUUGAAUACCAACGAUCAAGCACCUUGGGCUAUGGGAUGAAAUCUGCAAGCAUAAAAACAAAAAAUGUAAAGCCUGUUUAUCGGUUUCAGCUAUUCUUCUUUACACACGCUUAGUGAAUAUGACUUGAGACGCUAUAAAAAAAAUUAUUGCUGCGUGACAAAGUGGUGUAGCCAUUAGCAUAUAGACAUAUUAAUAAAAUAAUAAAGCGUUU
Daphnia pulex (common water flea) is the source of this 1123-nucleotide messenger RNA. Its product is annotated as pancreatic triacylglycerol lipase-like. Gene Ontology annotation, biological process: lipid metabolic process. The record is from RefSeq and is a predicted model, not a curated record. Lineage: Eukaryota; Metazoa; Arthropoda; Branchiopoda; Diplostraca; Daphniidae. The transcript is spliced from 8 exons. The coding region runs from base 1 to 951 and encodes 316 amino acids. Gene Ontology annotation, molecular function: lipase activity.